AGAAAGAAGGAAGGAAAGAAAAGAGAUAGGCGGCUCAGAAUCGCGUGUCGCGCGCACGAGCGCGUAGCACGCACACGCUCGUCGCGGAUUAUUCGUAGGGCUGUCGUGAAAAGUAAAACGCGUUGGACUCUUGGUAGAUACGAUGUACGCGCGCAUACACACGCAUUCCCGGUAGUGGAGGGGAAGGGGAAGCUGCACGGCUCACUCGCGAGACGAAGCGAGACGAUUCGAUCGGUAAGCGCGAGUAAGAGAGAGAGAGAGAGAGAGAGAGAGAGAGCGACGGGCGACGAGCCGUCCGGGGGACGAGAACGGCGGGCAUCGAUUGGCGCGCUAGCCGUGACCCCCACCAUGCCGCUUUCGCUUUCACCCAAUGAGGCCUCACUUUCGCGCUCGCCCGCGCUCCGAGCCACGGCAGCCGGCACGCUGUCGUCGCCGGUACUCUCAGUGAUUCUGGUGCACCCUAAGUGCGAGCGAACGUGCGAGAGCGUGCGUUUUUCCUCUCGUCAUAUUUCUCUGAGCCACGUACGAGAGAAAGAGAGAGAGAGAGAGAGAGAUAAAUAAAAGAAAAGAAAAGACGUGACAGAAAAAGAAACGUUCUUACGUUGGUGACUUUCUAUUCGCUAUCUGGUCGCUAAUAUUCGUCGAAGGCACGAAAAUUUGAUAGAUAAAGAGAAGGAGAGGGAGAGAGAGAGAGAGAGAGAGAAAAAGUCUUAUUCAUCCUUUGAAAAUUGCGUUUCGUCGAACGUCGCGCGCGCCCCUCACCGGUGACCCUGACACUCGGACACACUGGGCACACACGGCGCGCACGUCCUUUUUCGUGUUCUACAGCAGGCGGGAGAAGAAGAGAACGAGAAAGAAGACGGAAACAGCGGCAGCAUCAUCAGCAUCGUAGCGGCCGCCAGCCAGUUCCAAUCGCACGUUCCACGGUACGCGAUCACCGAGAGAAACUCACCUCUACGUUGUUUCUCGUCACAUUCGACCGAGUCAUCGAGAGAAAACAAAAAAGAGACGCGUUUUCGAUCUUAGCGUGAAGUUCGUGCGUUUCGAGAAAAGAAUCUAAAGAACGAAGUACUCCAAGUGUCCACCCUCCAACGGUGUCGCCUCGAUCGAGCUGACCUUGACUUUGAUUCUUCGCCGAUCUUCGUGAUCUCGUUUCGCCGAAUCGGUCGAGUCGAUUUUUGCGCCGGUAGACGGGUGGAUGAAUCCUCCCCGUCGUCGAAUUCUAACCUCCAAGUAACGUUCCAGAGCGAGACGCGCGCGCUCGUUCGUCGGUCGGGAAAGAGACGGAGAGAGAGAGAGAGAGAGACCACGUGACUUUCAUCCUGCUUCUCGAACGUGGAAUCGCGAAACGGGCGGGAAAAUGACCAAGUGAUCCGUACGUCGGUCGCUCGAACGUUAGUCGUCGUCGUCGUCGUCGUCGUCGUAGCGUCGCCGUUGGAAGAUAAGAGAAGGAGAAAACAGGGUAAAACCAUCGACGAGGAAAGAGGAGAGGGACAGAGGUAGGUGAGAAAGAGAGAGAGAGAGAGAGAGAGAGAGAGAGAUUAGAGGGAGGGUGGGAGGGAGAGACGAAAAUCGAGAAAAACGGCUGCAACGGCUUUCGAGGUCGCUUGUUUGAGAGCCAUGGCCCCUCGGCGCCACGGCAACGGUCACGCUGCUGGUGGUGGCCUCGGAGACAACAACGGUGUAGGUGCGACCGGAAGUAACGACGCCGUUCAAAUGGACAACAAUCUCGUGGUUGGCCAGAACAAUAACAUCAACAACGGCAUCAACAACAACCAAGGUACGACUCGUUGCUGCACACCGACGGGCGAAUGUCUGCGCAGUGACUCUCUUAUACGAAUGAACGCCUUGCAUGAUACGGUCAAGGUCAUCUGCAACAACGAGAACUGCCCGGUCGGUCAAUUUAUGCAUCGCGAGUGCUUCGAUGCGUGGGAACAAACUAUCCUGACCUAUCUCAAAAGCUGCGGACGUGCAAGAAGCUGGUCCGAGAGACAACGUCAUCAAAAUCUCUGGACGAAAAAAGGCUACGAUCUCGCGUUCAAAGCUUGCGGAUGCCGUUGCGGUCGCGGCCAUCUUAAGAAAGACCUCGACUGGAUGCCACCGGGCUUAGGUAACGCUGCCGGCAAUCGGCACGACGAGAACGAAGCGAAGAAAAAGAAACGACGCAAUCGGCAGAACACUCGGCCGACUUUAGCCGUAUCGGCCGGUCCACCGAACCACUCGAGUCACGUAGUUUCCGCGAACGGACGUGGCACCACCGAGGCACAACUCAUCGAGUCCGGACGCGGCAGAGCUGGAUCUCUUUCAUCGAGUACCGGCUCGAGCUCGCCACCAGCCACCAGCGAGCCCAGCGUCAGUCCUCUUCAUCAACCCCAGGCCAUCGUCAAGAAGAAGAGCAAGGUUGACUUUUUUGCAGAUCGGGCCAGACAAAGCUGCGGUGCCAACGGUAUCUUCUCCCGUCGUUUGGACUUCAGCGCGUUUAACAGCUUGCCCCGCACUAAACUGAACUCCUAUCAUAUUAAGAUGGAGGAUGAAGGUAAUCACGGCAACGACGAUACCAGAUGUUUCAUCUUAUCGACUUUGGCAGCCUUGCAGUGGUCCAGAGUCUCUUGUGUCCUUUGUCGUGCCGCCAUGCUUGUAUUCGAUCGGUAUCCUUUGGUAGACGGCACGUUCUUUCUAUCACCGCGACAACAUUCUCCGGCUUGUGCCGAGGUAAAGGUCGAAGGUCGCACGCAAUUCCUAUCGGCCGUUUGCAUGAGUUGCCUCGAAGGUAGCGGCAACGCUCCCGUGCGUUGUCGUUGCUGCACUCAACCGUGGGAUGGUUCCAGUUUGGUCCUUGGCACCAUGUAUAGCUACGACAUAUUCGCUGCUAUGCCCUGCUGUACGGAACGUCUCAAGUGCAACAGCUGCCAGAAGCCACUGAUCUACCCUCACCAGCGACUAAACUUUUACUCGGACUACAGCCGCGUGUUCGCCUGCCCGCACUGUAGAACCGUCGACGCCCACUUCGUGAAGCCUCUAUCGGUCUGCUUUACCCGCGAGCAAUUCCAACUCUAUAGUCAGUGGCCGUAACCAUUAGGGAAGUUAGCAAACCGGCGUCUAAGCAGUACGCCGUCCGACCCGAGCCCUCUCUUCUUCGACCCGUUGAUCUCCCUGCUUCGGGCGACCUUGCUCUAGAUAUUAUCCGCGAGAUUACGACGUUAUUCUUAUCUCAUUACGGCAUUAUUCUUUCUCUCUCUGUCUUCGAGACAACGUCCACGAAAUAAUUUAGAGAACGCAUCCGAUUUCUCUCUUCCCCGAUCUCAAGUCUAUUUUUUAUUCGCACGACUCCUUCAAACUCCUCUUGCCCUUGGAAAUUAUUCUUUUCAUGAUGGUCUUGAUCAAUCGCCUC
Messenger RNA from Vespula vulgaris, 3391 nucleotides. It is a transcript of the gene heca, whose product is annotated as headcase protein. The coding region runs from base 1621 to 3072 and encodes 483 amino acids. Lineage: Eukaryota; Metazoa; Arthropoda; Insecta; Hymenoptera; Vespidae. The transcript has 5 exons. The record is from RefSeq and is a predicted model, not a curated record.